GCUUCUGAUCUCGAAAGAGAACUAAAGAAGCAGGAACUGGAAAAAAGAAAAACAGAUAGCCCCGAAAAAUCAGCUGAAUUAGUCGAAGAGACUGAAUUUUUACGGAACAGCCUCAAGGACGUUUAUGAAGACAUUCUUUUAAGCGAUCUCAAGUUCGCCAACGAACAUAAUAUCGAAGAAAGACUUUGGAGAUACGUCUUUUAUAAUUAUAUUGAGGAAUUAAGACAAAAAUUGCGCCGGAACUCUGACGAAUAUCAAGCCAUUUAUCUUGAAUUAUGCCGCUACCUAGACUUGGGAACUGGAUUUUACCAUACCAUCAUUAAUAGCUUAAAAAUUCGUGAAAAUAUAGAUUUGGAUCGAGUUGGAAUUGAGCUCACUGCUGAAUCUAUUCAACGAUGUCUCAUUCGUCUUGGUGAUUUUGCUCGAUAUCGCGAGACUCUAUUUGGGUCUGAUAUGAGACGUUGGGAAUUCUCUAAACAAUUUUACAUGAAAGCCGCAAGAGUCUACUGUGAAGAUGGAAAAGCCCAAGCUCAAUUGGCUCUUCUUUCUAUGCUUCGAGAUAAUGAUUUGGAUAUUUGUGAUUUAUUGGGCGCGGAUUAUGACCCUGCAGAAUUGGCAAAACAUUCCAUUCUUGAGGAUAUGGAAUUUUUAGGGUCUUUUGAUAUUCUUCAUUAUGACGACUCUGCGGGACAAUUUACGCUAAUUGAUGAAGAAAAGCGUCAACAACGUAUGAUGAAAUUAAUGGCACAACAACGUUUAAAAGACGAAAUUGACACAAUGGAAAACAAGCUGCAAAAGUUCGGAGUUUCUUCUCGUCCCAACCAUCUUCCUCUUCCCGAAAGCGCUAUAUCAAAGCCUAAAAUUUCGCAAAAACAAUGUGUUGUUGAUAUCAGCGUUAUUCUUAACCAUUUGAAUUCGGUUAAAAACUGGGUUGCGGAUGAAAAGUGCACAGUGAUUGUACCUUUAGAUGAUUUGAUCAAAAAGGGUAAUAAUCAAGAAAAUGUGCGAGCACGAGAAGCAAUUAGAUUUUUGGAUCAAAUAGGUAGCCAGCGGAACCAUGAACAUUUUAUCCGUGCACAGAAGGAGAAUGAAAAAUUACCCCAUUGGACAUGUGCUGGAGAGUUUCUUGUCGAAGAAAGUUUCCGACAUAACACUUCACAUGUUUGCCAAAAUGAAAAAAUAGCUAAGGAAUUACAUGAUAAUGACAUCACGGAUGAAAAACCUAUAACUGAUAUUCCGCAAGAAUUUCGUCCUAUAUUAAGUUGUUGGCUUUAUUUUGCACAUUUAGCGAACAUCGAUGAUAUAUUAUUUGUGACAGAAAAUCAAGAAUUAACGAAUUAUGCAAAAAUGUUUGGUGUUCCAGUUGUUGGUGUUGGAAAUAUUCCCUAUAGGUAA
Racocetra fulgida is the source of this 1395-nucleotide messenger RNA. NCBI's taxonomy places the organism in Eukaryota, Fungi, Glomeromycota, Glomeromycetes, Diversisporales, Gigasporaceae. The record is from the annotation of a GenBank genome assembly.